This is a messenger RNA of Triplophysa rosa, 2894 nucleotides long. It is a transcript of the gene gata5, whose product is annotated as GATA binding protein 5. The coding region runs from base 1127 to 2278 and encodes 383 amino acids. The transcript is spliced from 7 exons. Gene Ontology annotation, biological process: cell fate commitment; positive regulation of transcription by RNA polymerase II; cardiac muscle tissue development. The record is from RefSeq and is a predicted model, not a curated record. Lineage: Eukaryota; Metazoa; Chordata; Actinopteri; Cypriniformes; Nemacheilidae. Gene Ontology annotation, molecular function: RNA polymerase II cis-regulatory region sequence-specific DNA binding; DNA-binding transcription factor activity, RNA polymerase II-specific; zinc ion binding. Gene Ontology annotation, cellular component: nucleus.
UUAAAAAGUUAAUAUCUAUUUUUAUCCCAAAAAAGGGAGGGGUGAUAACUCAAACAAUACCGCUAAAAUAACAAUAUUUCCAACUGAGUAUAAUGAGUGUGAUUAUUGUUGUAUCAUCAUACUAAGCUGUCGCUCGUAUCUCUUAUCUCUCGUCAGCUUUUAUAGAGAACACAUCCAGAUUUAUCGGGCCAUAAAAUUUAGCUUUACAUUCUCGCACAGACCCAGAGAUUAGUUUACUGUGACAUUUAUAUUUUACAAGAAAGUACAAUCUAAACUAAAGCCACUACUGUAGGACACAUCCAAUGUAGACGGUAUGGAAAAAUAUGACGUUGGCUUCUGACGUUAAUGCACUGAUUUUAUAUACGGGGAUCCUUACGUUUUACAGCUACUUAAACAUGUGCAGGCUUUCUCAAUUGUCUAUAUACGUGUAUCCUAAAUAUUUGCCCUGGUCACAGAGAUUUUCCAAAUCUUUAAAGUGUCUCUUAAAAGUUACCUUUUAUUGACCAAAAACAAUCAUUUAAAAUACAGCGGACUCAGCAAAUAUAGAUCUUACAGGUUGAAGCACACCCCCUCCUCCGCAACACACACACACGACUUAGCUUAUCCCUCUCAUUCUUCUCCUCCUCCAUGGGUCCUACCUUUGGAGCGCGUCACGUGGUUCUGCUCUUACAAAUAACUCGCACUAAAGUAGAGAACAAAUCAGAGAACAGUUAUAUUAGGCAUUAUCUGGCGCAGCAGCUAUCUUCAGAUACAGACAAGGCACGGUGACAAGUCGCAACGCAGAGAGGACAACUGCAACUUUUGGCGUUUUGUAUAGAAGUGUGGAAGUUUGAAUUCUUACAGAUUGAGUUCGUUGGGAUAAAACCAGGACAGACAGAAGAGAGGGGACCAUCAGCAGCGAUAUUCAAUCAACUCGCUUGGAAAAGAGGCUUCCAGACUUUAUCGCUUACCGUCCUUAUCUGGAGUGCAUUCCCUUUUUCGCGGCCGCUGCUCAAGAAUCCUUUGGAUUGGAAAUUUUGGACGUUAUCGAGACUUUUACUCCAAGCAGCUCAAACACUGGUGUUUUUGUUACUAGGCCAUUUUUUUUUUUAAGAUCUGAAAGGAAGGCUUAGUCGUUGGAUACAGCAUGUAUUCGAGUCUGGCUUUAUCUUCCAACCCGUCCCCCUACGCACACGACUCCGGGAACUACAUCCAUCCGUCCGCCAGCUCACCUGUUUAUGUGCCCACCACCCGCGUACCUGGCAUGCUGCAGACCUUGCCCUACCUACAGACGUGUGAGUCCACCCAUCAAUCCCACGGGCUUGCCAAUCACCAUGCCUGGCCACAGACUGGCACGGAAAACGGCACUUUCAACCCCGGCAGCCCUCAUCCUCCUCCCGGUUUCUCCUAUUCGCACAGCCCGCCGGUGAGCAGCAGCACGGGUAGAGAUGCAUCGUACCAGAAUCCGUUGGUGCUGAGUAAUGGUGGUCGGGUAGAUCAGUAUGGAAGUGCCCUGGUGCGUUCUGUGGGUGGCUCCUACUCCAGCCCGUACGCGGCCUACAUGAGCCCGGAGAUGGCAUCCUCAUGGACGCCAGGGCCCUUCGAUGGCGGCAUGAUCGGUCUUCAGGGACGGCAUGGAACUCUAACUGGAAGGAGGUCUAGUUUAGACAUGCUGGAGGAGCUGCCAUGUGAAGGGCGGGAGUGUGUUAACUGCGGCUCUAUCUCAACCCCGCUGUGGAGGAGAGACGGUACGGGCCAUUACCUGUGCAAUGCGUGCGGCCUAUACCACAAGAUUAACGGGAUCAAUCGACCUCUCAUCAAACCCCAGAAACGUCUGCAGAGCACGUCUCGGCGAGCGGGUCUGUGUUGCACUAACUGUCAUACCAGUACCACCACGUUGUGGAGGAGAAACGCAGAGGGCGAGCCUGUCUGCAAUGCCUGCGGCCUGUACAUGAAACUGCACGGGGUACCAAGGCCAUUAGCAAUGAAGAAAGAAAGCAUUCAAACAAGGAAACGCAAACCAAAGAUGCCCAAGACAAAGGUAUCCUCAGGGUCAAUAGUGUCUGGUGCUAGAUCUCCCCCUUCCUUGCCUGUGUCAGAGAACGCCUCUACAAUAAAAAGUGAACCCAACAUCGCAGCUUCUCCAUAUGCUGGUCAAACUGUUGUCUCAAUCACACAGGCAUCAACACAGCUAGACAGCGCCAGCGCAGGGCACGUGGACAUCAAAUACGAGGACUACACGUACACACCUACAUCAAUCACCCCACAGAACUCCUGGUGCGCUCUGUCUCAAGCAUGAUGUGAUCUGAGACAUGAGACCUCCACUGUGCGUGGGAGAAAAGACUUUUAACAAGAUCUACCUAAUUGAACUCAACUCUACAUAUAGACGGACGGAGCUUAGGAAUGCAAGAGAUCGACUGUAUUUGUGCUACUUCGCCCUGUUCGUUUAUCACGGCAUAUGUGACAUGACGGCCAGUUCAUGCUGUUUCGCCGAAACACGGUGGCCGAGAAGCAGAGACCCAGCAAGCAGAUUUCAAGAUCUAUAAGCGACGUUCGGAAGGACAAAAAAACCUUGUUUUUUAUGGCUUUUGAACAUGUUUCAUGGCUUAGAUGUUAAUGAUUCACUUUUAAGAUACAUUAUUUAUGCUAAGAUAAGAAUGGUAGAGGCACAAGUGUCUCCCAUAAUCUUCCUUAUCCUUCAGGGAAUUUGUGUCUUUAUGGUCACUAUGACUUUGGAUCACAUACUUUCCAUGGAUGAGGUUUUAAAAAGUUUCCUUGUUGUCUUUGCUGAUUCCAGACAAUGUUAAUGCUGUAUUGUAUUCAUGCAAUGAUCUGAAGUGCAAUGACCCCCUCACUUUUCAGCAAUUUUUGAAAAGGGAAACGUUUAUUUUAAUUGUUGAAAAUUUUGUGUUUUG